This is a messenger RNA of Solenopsis invicta (red fire ant), 3285 nucleotides long. Its product is annotated as cytoplasmic aconitate hydratase. Gene Ontology annotation, cellular component: cytosol; mitochondrion. The record is from RefSeq and is a predicted model, not a curated record. Gene Ontology annotation, molecular function: 4 iron, 4 sulfur cluster binding; aconitate hydratase activity. Gene Ontology annotation, biological process: citrate metabolic process; tricarboxylic acid cycle. The transcript has 15 exons. Bases 113 to 2788 code for a protein of 891 amino acids. Lineage: Eukaryota; Metazoa; Arthropoda; Insecta; Hymenoptera; Formicidae.
GAAGUCGUUUAAAAUUGCGCACCGCGAAUGUCGGUGUUUCUGAGACACACGGUAUAAGUCAUCUAUAUAUGUAUCAUGUGACGGGGCCGACGUGACUUGCUUAGUGACAAUCAUGGCUGGGACAAAUCCUUAUAAGAAUUUGUUAAAAUCCAUCAAAAUCGGAUUGAAAGACUACGAGUAUUAUGAUAUUGGCAGUUUUGGCACAAAAUAUGACAGGCUACCAUUUUCCAUUCGAGUUCUUUUGGAAAGUGCUGUACGUAAUUGUGACAACUUCCAAGUAACAAAAACUGAUGUUGAGAAAAUUUUGGAUUGGGAAAAUAAUCAAUCUCUUCAAGAUGGAGUUGAAGUGGCUUUUAAGCCGGCAAGAGUUAUAUUGCAGGACUUUACUGGAGUACCAGCAGUCGUGGAUUUUGCUGCCAUGAGAGAUGCUGUGAAGAGACUCGGCGGUAAUCCUGAUAAAAUUAAUCCAAUUUGUCCAUCGGAUCUUGUAAUUGAUCAUUCGAUACAAGCUGAUUUCACAAGGAGCAAUGAUGCCAUAAAAAAGAAUGAAGAACUUGAAUUUGAGAGAAACAAGGAACGCUUUAUGUUCCUCAAAUGGGGUGCAAAGGCAUUCAAAAAUAUGUUAAUUGUACCCCCUGGAAGCGGUAUUGUGCAUCAAGUGAAUUUAGAGUAUUUGGCAAGAGUUGUGUUUGAUUCCAACAAUAUACUGUAUCCUGACAGUGUAGUUGGUACUGAUUCUCAUACUACUAUGGUCAAUGGUUUGGGUGUACUUGGAUGGGGAGUCGGUGGUAUUGAAGCAGAGGCUGUUAUGCUUGGCCAAGCAAUUUCUAUGUUAAUACCAAAAGUUGUAGGAUAUAAAUUGGAAGGUGUACUAAAUCAAUAUGCCACAUCUACUGAUCUUGUUCUAACUAUUACAAAAAAUCUUCGACAAGUUGGAGUAGUUGGAAAAUUUGUUGAAUUUUUCGGACCUGGCGUAGCACAACUUAGCAUUGCGGAUCGUGCUACCAUUUCUAAUAUGUGCCCAGAAUAUGGCGCAACUGUAGGCUUUUUCGCAGUAGAUGAACAAAGUUUAGCAUAUCUCAAGCAAACAGGUCGAUCCAAGGAACAUAUUGAAAAAAUUAAGGAAUACCUCGAUAGCGUACGCAUGCUACGGAAUUAUGACGACUGUAGCCAAGAUCCAGUCUUCUCCGAAGUGAUCACUUUGGAUUUGAACACUGUAGUUUCGAGUGUCAGCGGACCUAAGAGACCUCACGACAGAGUUUCAGUGUCUGAUAUGCAAAUAGACUUCAAAAAUUGUCUCGUGAACAAGAUAGGCUUCAAAGGCUAUGGUUUAACCCCAGCAAAAGUAAAUUCCGUGGGGAAGUUUAAUUAUGAAGGAAAAGAGUACGAAUUGAAACAUGGCUCAGUAGUCAUUGCAGCUAUUACCAGUUGUACGAAUACUAGCAACCCUAGUGUUAUGCUUGGAGCAGGCCUUCUUGCUAAAAAAGCGGUGGAAGCUGGCUUGCACGUCGAGCCCUAUAUAAAAACAUCAUUGUCACCUGGCUCUGGAGUUGUUACUUAUUACCUCCAAGAAAGCGGUGUGAUUCCGUAUCUAACGAAGUUAGGAUUUGAUAUCGUGGGUUACGGAUGUAUGACUUGUAUUGGAAACAGUGGCCCGCUUCCCGACAGUAUAGUCGAGGCUAUUGAAAAGAAUGAACUUGUUUGCUGUGGAGUUCUGUCAGGCAAUAGAAACUUUGAAGGCAGAGUUCAUCCAAACACUCGGGCGAAUUAUUUAGCGUCUCCGCUUCUAGUAAUAGCCUACGCCAUUGCUGGUACUGUGGACUUUGAUUUUGAAAAGCAGCCACUGGGUCACAAAGCCGAUGGCACUCCGAUAUUUUUGCAAGAUAUCUGGCCAACCAGAACGGAAAUUCAAGCCGUCGAGCAGAAAUAUGUCAUCCCAGCAAUGUUUAAAGAAGUCUAUAGUAAAAUCGAGUAUGGCAGUAGCAAUUGGGCAAGCUUGGUAGCACCUGACGGCAAGCUAUACCCGUGGGACACUAAUUCUACGUACAUUAAAAAUCCACCUUAUUUUGAUGACUUACAAAAGGAGCUGCCUCCAAUAAAAUCUAUCGUGAAAUCGCGAGUGCUCGUAAAUCUUGGAGAUUCUGUUACAACUGAUCAUAUUAGUCCGGCAGGCAGUAUCGCCCGUAAUUCAGCAGCGGCAAGAUAUCUAGCUAAUCGAGGCUUGACACCAAAAGAUUUUAAUUCUUACGGUUCACGCAGAGGAAACGAUGCCGUGAUGGCGCGAGGUACAUUCGCUAACAUUCGUCUCGUGAAUAAAUUCAUUGGUAAAGCGGGACCACGAACAAUUUACAUUCCAACUAAUGAAGAGAUGGAUGUAUUCGAUGCGGCCGAGAAAUACACGAAAGAUGGGACGCCUCUGAUCGCUCUAGUUGGCAAGGAAUAUGGAUCUGGAUCUUCCAGAGAUUGGGCCGCCAAAGGACCGUAUCUACUCGGUAUUCGAGCUGUUAUUGCAGAGUCGUAUGAAAGAAUACACAGGUCUAAUCUUGUGGGUAUGGGCAUUGUUCCACUACAGUACCUUCCCGGAGAAAACGCAGAAUCCUUAGGAUUAACGGGUUACGAGCAAUACGAUAUCGCGAUUCCCGCAAAUUGCCAACCCGGAGAAAAAAUCACUGUGAAUACGGAUAACGGAAAGAAAUUCGAAGUAAUCGCACGAUUUGACACGGAAGUUGAUUUGACUUACUUCAAACACGGUGGGAUUCUCAAUUACAUGAUUCGAACGAUGCUUUGAUGUAUUAUAUAAAAAAAUUAAUAUAAAAAACCCUCUUGGAAGGUUACUUAAUGAGAUACUUAAUUAAUUGGUUUUGGGACAUAACAUGUAUCUCUUUUAAGAUUGAGUUUUAAAUAUGCGAAAAAAAUGUAGAAGCAAGGAUAUAUUUUACAUGCGCUAUCGUAUUUAAUGGCUUUCAUCUAAAAUGAUUAACAUGGCAUUUGCAAUAUUUGUGUACAACACGUCAUUAAUUAAUAUAUUUAUUUCAUAAUAUUAAAAAUGUUUAUUAUAUUAAGAUUUUGCGCUGUAUAGUCUUAUAGUGGAAGUAGUUCAAAGUUAAACAAAGCGAAAAGUUUAUUAAUCCAAAAAACUCUGCUACCAUUGUUUUAAAAAAAAUUGUUUUUUUUUAUAUUUUAUAAUCUCUCGUUGUAUGUAUUAUAUAUAUGUAUGGGGAACAUUAUAUCGUCUUCGCUUUUAUGUAUUCAUCGCAAUAAUAAUAAUAAAUUAUUGCAAUACAA